GUGACUCCAAUAACAAACCAAAUCCCGUGAGCACUGGCCACGCGCUUAGCCUAACUAACCAGCUCCCCUUGCUUCUUCAACCCCCUCUCUCUCUCUCUCAUGGCAUCCGAGCCAAACGAUGCAAUUUUCCCCGAAGAAGAUCUCGACGACGACGACGAAACUCUAGAGGAGGAGGAGGAAGACGACGACGACGACGAUUUAGGGGAACCAGAAGACGACCAACAAACCGAACCUUCUGCUUCCGCCCUCGCGGUGCCCUGGUCCGCCGUCUCAAACGGCGAAAACGCGUCGAUUCCGAUGGCCACAAUUGUCGUCGCCGACUCCUCUGAGCCAAAACGGCAGCGGACGGAGCAAAUCGAAGAGAAGAAGGCGUUGGACGAUUCGCGAAGACUGUUCCAGCGUCUUUGGACGGACGAGGACGAGAUCGGGCUGUUGCAGGGGUUCCUGGAGUACACGGCACAACGAGGAUCCUCGCACCACAACGACACCGCUCUGUUCUACGAUCAAAUCAAGUCAAAGCUUCAGCUCGGUUUCAACAAGAACCAGCUCGUCGAGAAGCUGCGGAGAUUGAAGAAGAAGUACCGCAACGUUAUCGACAAAAUCAGCUCCGGCAAGGAGUUUUCCUUCAAGAGCCCUCACGAUCAAGCUACAUUCGAAAUCUCGCGCAAGAUCUGGAGCAACACGGUUCCAGUCGCCGGUGCCGUCGAAGAUGACGACGAAAUCAAGCCUCACUCUAACCCUAACCGUAAUUUCGGUAAUUCAAUGUCGUGGAAGAAUGAGGCGACGACGGAGAAGAAAACCCCGCCGCGGAAGCGGUCACGGUCUCGAUCGGGGAUGAAAACGGAGGAGAAGAAGAAUGAUGGUUCAGCGUUGAACAAAGAUAAUAAUUGUAUAUGCAAUAAUAAUAAUGAUGAUGAUAAUUACAAUCAUAACAAUAAUAAUACCAAUAAUUACAAAAGUAGUUAUAGCAAUAACAUACAGGGUUUGAUUGAAGAGAAGGUGAGAAGUUGUUUGUCGCCAGUGUUGAAGGAGUUGGUGAGUAGUGCCAUGGGAAGAGGGUUUGGAGUAUUGAAUCCCAUUCCCAUGCCGUCGAAUUUAUUGACUUUGGGGAUUGGGGAAGUGGUUGUAGAUGAUGACAAGUGGAGGAAGCAACAGAUUUUGGAGCUGGAAGUGUAUUCCAAGCGUUUGAAACUGGCCCAGGAUGAGAUCAAGGUUACUCUGGAGGAGUUGCGAUCAGUUGAUGCUGGAAGAUGACACAAAAUGUAUAACACAGCUUUUAGUUUUGUUGAUAGUUUUUGGUUUUACUUUAUCAAUGGUUGAUAGAUAGGUUAGCUAAACAGCUAGUGAUUUUCUUGAGCUUUUAGCUUUUGAUGAUCGCAUACAACAGUUGUUCAAUAAAAUGUUCUAACUUUUAAGUCUCCUGUAGAAUUUUCCCCUUCUUUGAAUUAUGAUUUUCU
Molecule: messenger RNA, 1457 nt
Organism: Gastrolobium bilobum
Lineage: Eukaryota; Viridiplantae; Streptophyta; Magnoliopsida; Fabales; Fabaceae
Product: probable transcription factor At5g28040
Exons: 1
Coding region: 100-1254 (384 amino acids)
Biological process (GO): regulation of DNA-templated transcription
Cellular component (GO): nucleus
Source: RefSeq, a predicted model, not a curated record